ACUAAUUUCCUGUCCUUGCAUUGCUUUGUAUUUCUCUCAUUGACGAUUGUGUGUUAGGAGCACACUAGUCAGCUUUCCACGUCGAGUUUGCGGAUAUUUUGCUGUAUAUCUUACAAAUUGCGUUUCUGAUUCCGCCCGGACAUUCAAAGGGGACCGCUGAGAUAAAAAUGUAAUGGAUUAAUUAUUCCUAAGCAUCGCCAUGUCAUCCCUACUUCCUUCUGCCAGGUGUUAAAGGUGGGAAACAGCAUAUUAAGGUGUGUCAGAAAUGAAUGUAUUCAUAAACAGUUUGCCCGCUGAGGUUUGAAGAAAUAACAGAAGAAAACGGGGAGGAAACGUCGUAGGCACAGAUGUUGUCGCUUGACAGGUAAAGUACGAAUAAAAUUAAAACUAUUUAAUCCAAUUUAGUCAAUGGAAAGUCAGAAGAGUAAAGCCAUUGACCCUGUAGAUGGUUGUCACAUCAUAUGGUCAUUUCACACCUGCAUAAUUCUCUGUCUCCACAGACAGCAGUCAUGUCCAUUGAAUACACCAUUGACAUCCAGCUAACUGAGCUGGGAUUUCUUUCGGACGCCCCACACCCGCGAGCCACCUCGAUCAGGGAGGCACCUUGCUGCUCCACAUCACCUGAUGACUCAUCCUCACCCAGUCACCCUCCCACUACAGGUUCAGCCACACUCAAACAAAGGUUACAGGUGACUGGCGAUCAGUCUGAUGCUGCUGUCAAACAGGCUAAAAGCUCUGAGCAGAGUGCGGUGGAUUUGACAUCACCUCUGGUCGAAGCUGCACCUUCAAGUCUACAAGCUGAGGAAGAUGGAGAGCUUCAUGACCUGCCUGCGCCCACGUUAAAUGAUCCGAGUCCUGGGCCAGAACAGCUGGAACAGGAUAAAAACGAUGAGCAAAUUGUUCUCAAUGAAAAGGCUGCACAAGAGGGUUCUGCAGAGGUGAGGCAGGAUGAAGAGGAAGACUCAGGGGACAGCGAUGUUUCAGGAGUUUAUGAGGAUGAUGAGGUCUAUGAGGAGGAUGAGGAAGAGGAAGACCCAAACACUGGUAUGACUCACUAACCAUUCUCUCAUAGGCCUAAACUAUAUUAUACCUUGUGUUUCAUCCUUUCAAUGUGAUAAAUUUUGUGUCUGCUUUGUUUUAUGACAUUACUUGUUUCCCCUUGACCUCAUUUCUACAGAGUCGAGUCAGACAGGGGACUAUAGCUGCAGUGUUUGUGGUCUCCAGCUUUCCUCCAAAUUCAAACUCCAAGACCACAUGAAUCUGCACACUGGAGCCCGUCCAUACUGCUGUGCUGAAUGUGGAAAGCGCUUCUGCCAGACCAGCAGCUACCGUGCCCAUCUACGCACACACGCACAGUCUGAGGUUGAGCGCUUUCAGUGCCGUGUUUGUCGUAAGGACUUCCCAUACCAGGAGGAUUUGAAAUACCACCUGGCCAUUUCUCACUGGGAGGAUAAAUACUAUGAAUGUGACCAAUGCAAACGUGUGUUUACAUCACUUGAGGCAUGUGAAUAUCAUGUGUCGAAGCGCGAGUGCUUGCAGAAGGCAAUUUGUGAAAAAUGCGGGCGCACUUUCUCCUCUUCUAAACACCUUGCUCGCCACAAAAAGAAGAUUUGCCACUGCAGUUUUAGAUGCACAGACUGCAAAAAGACCUUCACCAAAAAGAAUGCUCUACUGAAACACAGCUUCUCUCAUCUUGGUUUGUUACCUUACACCUGCGUUCGAUGCCGCUGCCACUUCCGCCUGGCUAAGCUGUACCUCCAACACAAGUGUGAACCUGAACGCAUACACUGUGUGGCGUGUCUCAGAGAGUUCCUUAGUCAGAAAGACUUCAAGCAGCACAAGAAGGACACCGGCUGCUGGGGCAAUCAAGAGCCCAAAGGGGACGAGAUCAGGUGUUUAGAGUGUGGACAAAGAUUUGACACUUCAGAUGAGCUAAAGAAACAUGCCGGAGCUCACCAGAGGGUGCUGAAGUGUGCUGAAUGCAAUAAGGGAUUCCGGUCAGCCUUGCUCCUAAUGUCCCACAUGGGCGGUCAUGCUGGAAACUCACCAUGCCUCUGUCAAAGCUGUGGACUUGGCUUUCCCCAUCAGCAGAACUAUGACAGUCACCUGAAGACCUGUGGACGGACACCUCAGUCAAAGGUGAGAGUGUAGCAUUAUGGUAACAUACAGUAUAAUUUUUGUUGCCAUGUAAAAUUGACUCUCAGAGCAACAAUUUUCCCUCCCCAUGCAUAUCUCCCUAAAGCAAAUGGAUCCAGCAAAUAGAAAAGGGAAAAAACAACAAAUAAAGCUGUGCAAGUUAAAAUUGUGCAGCCACUAAUUUUUUUGUUUAUACAACCUCAGUUCCAUAUAGUCAGAGUGUUCUGUAAAAUGUUCAGAAAAAGAGAUUUUGAUUUUUUGUGAAUCAUUAAACCCCUAUACUUGAUUGAAAAUAAAUCAAAGGAGACAUCAGUUGAUCUGACUGUGUUUUUCCCAUUGCAACAAUGUAAUCUGACAUAAUUAUUUGCAUAGCAAUAAUUCUUAAUUGAUCUUAUCAAGAAAGAUUUUUACUUCUCUGCCCGAGUGACAACUUGGACUUCAACCAUUAGUUUCUUAAACAUGAUCAAACUGAAAUGUUUCAAGUUGUGUCAGGUGUUUUGUGUUGUUCAUUUAGUGACUUAAUAUAUUUUUUGUCAUGUUUCUUAUUUUAGAAUUCAGCCAAGAAACGCCAUAUCUCAACAAGGCUUCCAUCCAGGGCAUCACUCAACACAAAGGCAGAAUCACAGAGUCUCCAAAGCAGUAACGCAAAACCAGAAUCCUUAAGACUAAGACAGAUCCAGGCAAAACCAGCACCAUCAAAUCAAACAGACACAAAAACCUCUGCGAUACCUGAUGUUAUCUACAAAACAGUUUCUGCACAGGCGUCACAUAAUCUGGGACCUGUGUCAAAUGAUUUGUCUGCUGCUGCUAAUCCAUCCUCUGGAUUAUGGAAAUUAACCCUCGACAGACCGUUCCCUCCAGCUGCUGAACUUGUCUUGUUUCUUCCUGUCUGUGCAACACAAAGCGAUGGCCUGGCUCUUCCCUCUAUGGUACAUCAGACUCCAGCUGCCCCAGCUAUGCUGGUUCAGCCUCAAGUCGCUUUCCCACAUGUUUCACAAAAACACCUUGGAGCAGAUUCUGCCCUUAAAGCACUGCUGAAUGCCCCUCUGGAUUUGGCAACUGGGAUUAAACAGGAUCCAGAUUGUGAAUUACCCUUUGAUUUGUCCAUGAAGUCAUCUAAGUGUGCUGCGAGUGCUCCUGCUCACCUUCCUGUCAAAAGUGAGCCAGAGGAUUUCAGAAUCUCACCAGAGGCUAUUGACUUUAAAAGACAUGCGUUGGGAUACAGCAAUACAGAACCACACACCGAAGUGAAGCCCUUUAAAAAUGAUCCUUUAGAUCUGUCUGCAUCAUCUGGACUGGUAAAGGACAUUAAGAAGGAGGCAUCCUGAGAGAUUCGCUAUAAAGCAAGUGUGACAUGAUCGGGUUUUCUUAAAUCAACCUGCUAAACAAACCAAACACCUCAGUUAGCAAUAGCAGGUGUUACCACAGGGUUAUCAUGUUUCCGUUCAGCCAAGUUUGCUGCUUAAUGCCUCCUAUAAGUUCCCAAAAAAUGGGUGUCUGUAGCUUCCCCAGACUCAUCCUCCUCACAAACAGGAGUAAUUGUGUGCUGCUUCCCCUACUCAGGUAGCUAUCAAAAUCAGCAAUGGAGAUUUUAAGAUCUGAGGGCAAACAGCUAUCCUCUUGCUGCACUCAAGGCAAGAAAAGAAUGGACUAAAUUUCCAUUGUGUAAAUGAAUAAGUAAAUAUAUGUAUGUUUCCAAUACUCCUACACAGUAAGACCUCUUUAAAUUAUUUGAAUUGUACAAAAUACUGUAGGUGGUUAAGAAUGAUUGGAUCAUCUGCGAGGUACUGGAGGCCAAGAUGUAUGAGCAUAGUGCAGGCACAGCCCAGUACAGCUAGUAGGUCCAGGGUUUUAUUUUACUUACUACUUUAUUUGUAUUGCAUCAAUCUAAAUCUUUAUUCUGUUUCCAAUAUUAUCUUGACAGACUUUUUAUGCCUGUCUUUACUUCAGUGUGCUGUCUUUGGUAGAAAGUAGGGACCAAACAUCAUCAUUCAUUUGGUUUUUGUAUAAUCCUCCACAUGAAGCUAACAGGGUAAAAUGAGAGGAGGAGCAUUUCUUCAAUAUGUGAAUGCAUAUGGGUUCAUGUUACGCUAAGAAAAAACAACAGGGUGUAUUUAGUUGGGUGCUUUUUUUUUUAUUUUACAGCUUUGUGCCACAGUAUUGCUGUCAAACAAUUGAAAAUGUUUUCCAUUAACAAAUUUCCUGGGCUGAGAUCCAUGUUAACCUAAAAGAUAACCAUACCGAACUUAAACAGUAAAAUGACAGUAAGUGAAAAGUAUCUUAAACAAGCCACUAAAUCGGACCAAAUCAUUGCAGGUUUAAAAAGAUAAUGAAAAGAUAUGAAGCAGGUUAUUAUUCAGACAAAACCUCCAAUUUGUGUUAAAAAACUUUGUGUAGGGCUGAGAUAAGAUCUAAGAUAAAGCAUUUAAUUUAAAGCAACUUAGGAGCUCCCAGUGUUGUAUGUGGUCUUAAGCUCGUUACAAGCAUAAAUGGGUAUAUCAGUCUUCUUGUAUACUUAACACUCCUUAUCUUGUUUUGUGAUUCACUGUCAUUCUGAUCUAACAUGGAGGUUGACGUUUUUUUCAACCCUGCCCUCUUUUCUAUUAAAUAAAUGGCCAUGGCAUUUUCAGUUAGCGCAAAAAAGUGACAUUUUGUUAGUUACAUUGGGAAUACGUUAAAAACCUAAAAAAGGUACGGUUUAACUUGUUUGUACUGGUGGUUAUGGCAACUAAUCAUGGGGCUUUGGUUUGACGGCAGAAAGUAACACUCAGUAAUGACUGAUCAACCGUGAUACCCUUUUGUGAAGAAAGAGACAAUUUUUUGGGGGGUGUAAAAUGAUUAACUUGAACAAUGUGACAUUUGGAAAAAAAAAUAUUUUGUGCUAAGUUACUAAAUUCAAACAUUCCUAGCUCUGGUUUGCGAUUGUAUUUAUCCUGUUUGCAUCUUUGGCGAAGCUUGUGGUAAACAAAAUCUUAUAAUUGUUGAAAUGUCUAUGCAAUAUUAUACAGGAUUUCUUACAGUAUUUGAGGCUCUUUAGGUUUAUUUACUCAGUUCAAAGAAUCAAUGGAUUUAUUGGUAUUCUGCUGUAAACACAAAAUGUGGAUCCUUGUUAAAACAAGAAUCAUGAUUAUGAUCAAUAACUUGGAAUUCUCUCAUUUUGUGAGUCUUAACUGUCCGUUUAUAAUUUUCUUAUAAAUAAACAUUUGUAGUUGGUUCG
This is a messenger RNA of Xyrichtys novacula (pearly razorfish), 5353 nucleotides long. NCBI's taxonomy places the organism in Eukaryota, Metazoa, Chordata, Actinopteri, Labriformes, Labridae. The record is from the annotation of a GenBank genome assembly.